AUGGCCGAGGUCGUGGGGCUUGCCGCCAGCGUCCUUCAGAUUGGCGGCGCAGGCGCAAAACUCUCGAUUGAGCUGUACAACUUCAUCAACACUGCUUCGCGAGCCGACUCUGACAUCACACAUAUCGCCGUCGACGUUGAGGUGACUUCAAAUGUUCUCGGAAAUGUGGGCAAGGUACUUGGAGCCGAUGGCGCAAAAAGGCUGGUGAACCAGGAUGCCGUCCAGCACGCCAGAACGCUCAUCACGCAGUGUGAGGAGGUGUUCAAUGAGCUGUCUGAGGUUGUCGACAAGGCACGAAAAACAGGCAAAGACGGGCGAUCGCGCAUUGGUUUCAGAGCAAAGAUCAGCUGGCCGAUGAAGGAACAGCGCGUCGAACUUCUACGUAGGAGGCUGGAGACGCUGAAGAGCAGCCUUCUGGUUCUCUUCCAUGUGCUGCAGCUGGCACAAGACAAAGCUAGGGGAGAUGUCGAAGUUGCGUAUCUGGAGGAACAGAAGAAGAACAUCCGCGAACUCCACCAACAGCAGCAAGACUCCUUCAAGAUCCUCAAAGCGCUCGAGCGCAAACUCUGCGCGGAUGACAUCGCGUUACCGCGCUUCCCACCAUCACCGCGUCUAACCACCGCCGCCAUAUCGACAGCGGUGCACACAGCCCCCAUGGCUAACGAACAAGUGCACCAAAAUGUCCUCGCAAUAGACCUCUUCGCAAACCUCGGCCCAGACACAUCUGAUAGCGACGCAAUGACGCCGGACGACGCACAUUCAAUCAGUGAAGCCUCUCCUUUAACGCUUGCCGACCUUGCUGCAUGUGCAGCACAGGUCCAGAAGCUACUCAAACGCAUCGUGGCAAUGCAGGAGGUGCUUAAAAGUGGGCAGACGGUGCAGCAUCACCAUAAGAGAAGGAUGAACAAAGUUUAUCAGCGAUUUUGCCGCAAGUUCGAGGCGAAUAUUGAUGUGGCACCUUUGGAUGACGCACAGCUAAAGGUCUCAGCACAGAGGCCUCAUGUCCGCCGGGACAGCACACAACCCUCCUCCGCCACGCCCCGCCCUUUGUCCCGCAGCGACUCACACGCCUCGCACCACGAACGAGGCGCAACACAGCACACGCUCGUUCGGAGGGACGCGAGAAACGUGGGGGAGUGCAUGGUGCCCGGCUGCGACUGCGAAGACGCCCGGCCGUCGUAUCCUCGUCACAAUGGACCGUCACUCGUGCCUGGCUCGGCGCGAUACCGCGAGUUUCGGCCGUCUGUCCGACCUGGGGGCUCUAGGGCAGAUGGCCGAGGCGAGCGGGCUGUGAGGACUAACGAGCGUACACGUGCUGGCCAGUCUCCACCUCCGUCGCGCCCCGCGCCUGCAUAUGCGCGCCGAUACACUGACACGCCGUCGCAUGUACCCUUACCACCCUACCAGUCUACAUCUACGUACUCCAAGCAUGCAUACCCGCAGACACAGAUAGGCAUCCCCGUGUCCACUGCGAGUUACGACGCGCGCGCGUUCCGAGCCCGGUCAUCGCGGGACCUGGGGAGCUCUGACGACGACGGCAAUGGCAGGGCUGGGGCACACUCCGCCCUGUCGCCUAUUUGCAUACCUCCGAUCCGCCGGCCGCAGACAACAGGGGCGCGAGACCGGCUUCAUGCGCCGCGAGAUCCAUACUCGAGGUCCCAUACUUCAACCGAUACGUCGACGCUAGCCCCGCGAGUAGGGGAGACCCGCGUCAGAACAGAUGAAGAGACCGUUAAGGUGGUGCGGUGGGAAGUGGGGAGGGGCCACGGACAUGGUGAUGACAGCGCCAUGCCGGAGUAUGGGUACAGCGACGACGACGAAGGGGAUAUAAAGGGAGAACAGAGGGUGAGGGGGUAUGGCUACAGCGCUGACAUGUCUGCGGUCGAAGGGAGCGAUGCGCUCAUCCGGCAGUCACAAAAGACGCAGCACCCUAGCACACGGGCAUUUCACAAGAGAGAUAGUGAAGAGGAACUGUUCGUGCAUCGCAAAGGUACGCUCGCCCGGGCAGGAGACGAAGAUGGGCAGAGUGUUGUUGAGACGCAACGCGGGGCGGAGGGGAGUAAGAGGAGUGAAGGUGUGUUUGCGGCGGCUGCUGCUGCUACUGCUGCCGCGAAUUCUGCGGCUAGGCGGAAGGGGAAAGAGGACAGUGAAAGAGCAGAAAGGAGGGAAAGGAGGGAAAUGCAGGAAAGGGACAGGGGCGGAGAAAGAGAAAGAGAAAGGAUGAGAAGGAGGGAAUGGGAAGGCAGAGAAAUGGAAGGCAGACGCCUAGAGAUCACCCACAACACCGCCGCCGCUGAUAGCCGCUUACACGACGAACCAACCCCUCCGGGCAGGCAGAGUGCGGGGAAACGCACACGGCGCAAUUCUAUGACACAGGUGCGCGCUGUUGUGGAAGACUAUUUCAGCGACAAGGGUGAGUCCCAACGAAAUAGCGAGCCUCGACCAGAGAAAGAGCGCGAGGCUCGACGGGACAACGGGGACGAGAGCGACAGCUGCAGCGAGCCCGAGAUCAAGGCCCAACGGGACCUGGAUUUGCAGCACCGACGACAGCGUAGGGGCGAGCGUGCACGGGAGUUUAUAGACGAAGGAUACGGUUAUGAAGAUAAGAAAGAGAGUGUUGUCGGGAGGAGAAAGAAGUGGAUACCGGAGUGCGGGACUGGACGCGAGCACGUAGAUGAGAGCAGACGGGAGAGCGAAGCCAGGAAUAACGAGCGCAGACUGCAGAGCGAUGUUGGAAGAGAGAGAAACAUGGAGCGCGACUCCCACCGCAUCAGUCGCCACGGCAGCUCGCAUUCUCUCAGCGGCCCAGUCACGCCGCAGCCACAAGAUGGCUCGACAGAGCGCGUCCCGCUGCUAGGCGCGACUGGCCCUCACGAGCCUAUCAUAAUCGUACGGGAAGGCAGGAGUAAGCGACGCAAGGGUGCGAAGGAGCCGUACACGGAUCGGAACAGGGAGAGUCCAUACAGCCUGCAGACCAAGACGGACAAGCAGCGCGAGAGCAGUCCUAGCCGAAGGACGAAGCUUGAAAAGCAGAUGGACACGGAGAAGCACGACGACACUGACACCCAGCCGAUGGAUAUCGUGGACAUCCUGCUCGAUCGGUGGACGGUAUCCAAGACCGAUACUGGGACGAGCAGCGACGGAGGGCGGAAUAUGUGA
Boeremia exigua is the source of this 3159-nucleotide messenger RNA. RefSeq lists its product as uncharacterized. The record is from RefSeq and is a predicted model, not a curated record. NCBI's taxonomy places the organism in Eukaryota, Fungi, Ascomycota, Dothideomycetes, Pleosporales, Didymellaceae. The transcript has 2 exons. Bases 1 to 3159 code for a protein of 1052 amino acids. Gene Ontology annotation, biological process: regulation of DNA-templated transcription.